GGGGGAGUCGCUGCGCAUGCGCCGCUGCCGACGCCGUGCCAGGAAGGUGCAAUUGUCUGUGUGCCCUCUCUUCCUUGAGAAAUGUCCAAUGUUUCCAGUUACGCCCUUCGAAUGGCUCGGCUGAGUGCUCAGAUAUUUGGAGAUGUUGUCAGGCCAACUGACUCAAAAUCAAUGAAAGUAGUGAAGUUAUUCAGUGAGCAGCCUUUGGCCAAGCGGAAGGAGGUCUACAGCUGGUAUCCUCCUCACAAUACCUACUAUGGCCUCAUGAAGAGACUCCGUUACUUUGGUCUCUACAGGGAUGAGCAUCAGGACUUUAAAGAUGAGAUGAGGCGACUGAAAAAACUCCGUGGGAAGGAAAAGCCAAAGAAGGGGGAAGGAAAGAGAGCUCUUAAGAAGAAAUAGUGCUGCUUGGACAAUAGAAUGAACUGCUCUGGAAAUGCUGGGCAACAGCUGCGACCCAGGCUUUCUGUUCCCAUCUGGAGAGGGCUUGGAUGUGAGCUGCAUGUGGGGCACAAGAAACACUGUGAAAUACUGGAGUGUACCUUGGGAGUACACUUGGGUUUUCAUGGCUUUACUGGUUUUGAAUUUCUGUCAUUUAAAUACACUGCAGCAUGUUAAUUUGUCAGAGACCUCUUGCCCAAGUAGUAAAAACUAUUAACAAAGUAAGUGCUC
Molecule: messenger RNA, 672 nt
Organism: Dryobates pubescens (Downy woodpecker)
Lineage: Eukaryota; Metazoa; Chordata; Aves; Piciformes; Picidae
Gene: MRPS33
Product: mitochondrial ribosomal protein S33
Exons: 3
Coding region: 82-402 (106 amino acids)
Cellular component (GO): mitochondrion
Source: RefSeq, a predicted model, not a curated record